This is a messenger RNA of Fusarium pseudograminearum CS3096, 858 nucleotides long. RefSeq lists its product as uncharacterized. The transcript has 2 exons. Bases 1 to 858 code for a protein of 285 amino acids. The record is from RefSeq and is a predicted model, not a curated record. Gene Ontology annotation, cellular component: plasma membrane. NCBI's taxonomy places the organism in Eukaryota, Fungi, Ascomycota, Sordariomycetes, Hypocreales, Nectriaceae.
AUGAAGACCUCCUCACUUUUCUCAAUGGCCAUUGCGGCUGCUAGCUUUGCCAGUGUCAACGGACAAGUCAGUGGCAAAAUAAGAGGAGAACAAUGGCCCGUUGCCAAACCUGUAUUGAACGAGAUGAAGGGCCAGGGUUGCUGGAAAUCCCUUGGCAACAUGACGAAGGUGUAUUCGGGAACCUCGACAACAUCUGGCUUUUGCUGGAAUAAAUGCAAGACGAAGUACGCUGUAUUCGCUCUACAGGCUGAUUCAUGUUAUUGUGGUCAGCUUUACCCACAAGAAGGUGACGAGGUUGACGAUGACAAAUGUGACUGGGAAUGUCCUGGUUAUCCUUACGAAGCCUGUGGUGCACUCAAGAAAUACUACUCCGUAUUCAAUUCGGGGUUGGAACUUGGACCCGACAAUUACGUGGAGGAGAAGUCGACCUCAAGCGCUGCGCCCUCGUCAACCGAGGCCGCUUCCAGCACCACCGCUGGAGGAGAUUCCGCUGCCUCAACCCAAACCGACGACACAGCUGCAAGUUCAGAAGCAGCCUCCGAGCCUAAGAAAGAUGGUCCCAACGUAGCCGCUAUUGCCGCCGGAGUUGUGGUAGGAGUUGUGGUAGUCGCUGCAAUCGGUGGCGGUGCCAUAUUCUUUGUUCGCCGCCGACGAAACGCAGAGAUUGAAGAGGAGCAUCGACGAAACGCUGCUGUGAAUGCCUUCAUCAACGGCUCCAAGCCCCCAGGCAGCAGCGGCAGCAUCUCCAUGACUGACUCUCGUCUCGAUCCCGUUAUGGCCCAUCGACGACUCAGCGACGGUAGCAUCGCCGAUAACCAAGAUUACUCUCGAAGAAUUCUACGGGUCACCAACGCUUAA